Molecule: messenger RNA, 1679 nt
Organism: Oryzias melastigma (Indian medaka)
Lineage: Eukaryota; Metazoa; Chordata; Actinopteri; Beloniformes; Adrianichthyidae
Gene: rnf141
Product: ring finger protein 141
Exons: 6
Coding region: 174-851 (225 amino acids)
Biological process (GO): protein autoubiquitination
Molecular function (GO): ubiquitin-protein transferase activity
Source: RefSeq, a predicted model, not a curated record
AUGUACGCAGGGAUGUGACGUCAUAAACAUGCGCCGCGGAGAUGAAAAUCAACAUUAGCAGCAUUUGAAGCUAGCGGAGAGCUUAUUUGGGAAGUUUGGAAAGAAACUCGGCUCUGCACAGUGGAUGAGGAGUUGUUCUCUGCUGCUUUCUAAGCGCCGCUGCUGCCACCAGGAUGGGCCAGCAGAUCUCAGGUCAGGCGGUGAUCAACCAUCUGCCUGAGAAGCUGGUGAAACAUGCUGGACUGGUGCGGGACAGUGGCUACCUAACCUACGAGGAGUUUCUGGCCAGGGUAGCUGAGCUUAAUGAAGUAACAGCCAAGCUAGCAGCUGGGCAGCAGAAGCACCUGCUGUUUGAAGUGCAGCCAGGAUCUGAUGCCUCUGCUCUGUGGAAGGUGGCUGUCAGGAUCGUCUGCACCAAGAUCAACAAGGACGACGGUGUGGUAGAGGCCUCUCGUAUCAUGAAUCUGUACCAGUUCCUCCAGCUGUACCGUGACAUCACCAGCCAGGCCGCCGAGGUGUUCUCUGCAGAAGGAGCCACAUCCGCCCAGCUGCCCUCCACAGACUCCUGCCAGGCCAGCAUGUGGAUGGGGAGAGUGAAGGAGCUGACAGACCAGGAGGAGUGCUGCAUCUGCAUGGAUGGCAAAGCCGACCUCAUCCUGCCCUGUGCUCACAGCUUCUGUCAGAAAUGCAUCGACAAAUGGAGUGGGCGGAGCCAAAACUGCCCAAUAUGCCGUCUGCAAGUGACCGCUGCCAACGACUCGUGGGUGAUGUCGGAUUUCCCCACGGAGCAGGACGUGGCCCGAUACAUCCUCAACCUGGCUGACGAGGCAGGUCACCCUCACAGGCCUUAACGCAGUCACAACCUGUGUGGCGUUCUUAUGGGAAAGCGGCCCAACGAGCACACCUCACACGCUGAAACACAGAGAGUCACUUUCACUGUGAGAACACGGUUCCUGGUGAGAAACACCAGGAGACAGCUGCAGGUUUUCAUGCUCUAUUCUCACACUAACUGUACCCAGACGUACAAACUCCCAGAAUGCUUUGUGUGAUCCAAAUAUUGGUGAUGCUGUGUUUGCUUUUGAGUGUCUGACUCAUUUUUUUAUCUGUAAAGAUAUAGUUUCAUGGAUGACAAAUAUUUAUAUAUAGAUACAGAAAUUGAAUAGCUUUUCUUUCACAUAAAACUAAAAGAAUAUUUCCUUCAGUACUGUGACAUUUAUGGGGAAAAAAUUCCAUGUUUGGAGGUUUUUUUGUUUGUUUUUAGCACUUCAAGGAAGUAAUCUUUGUUUAAAUGCAUGUUGCCUUUUAUUAAUGUGAACGGGAAAAAGCAGAAGGUCAGUAUUUUCUAUUCAGAGAUUUCCUCACUAAGACUCGUAUUCUAAAAUUUAAUAGAGUAGGUUGACAUUUUGAAAAUAAGCCUAUUAAUAUUUUAGCCUUUCCACACACACAACUGAACACAUCCUGGCUAUUUGUUAAAUCUGAAUCAAGGUUCUGUGCAGUUCUGUGUGGCCAUUUUUAAUUUAAAAAAUCUCCUUUUAGUUCCUGUUCUUGUUGAUUUUGAUCUAUGGCCUUCUUAAUCCCAGAGCAUCAUUGGGAAGCUACUCGGGGAAAAUGUUUGAAAUAGAAGUUGUAAAUCAACUUUUUUUGACUGUUUUUCUCUAUAAAUGGGGCUUUAAAAGUGC